Messenger RNA from Tachyglossus aculeatus (Australian echidna), 482 nucleotides. RefSeq names its product ribosomal protein lateral stalk subunit P1 (gene RPLP1). Gene Ontology annotation, cellular component: cytosolic large ribosomal subunit; ribosome. Lineage: Eukaryota; Metazoa; Chordata; Mammalia; Monotremata; Tachyglossidae. Bases 95 to 439 code for a protein of 114 amino acids. The transcript has 4 exons. Gene Ontology annotation, biological process: cytoplasmic translation; translational elongation. The record is from RefSeq and is a predicted model, not a curated record. Gene Ontology annotation, molecular function: protein kinase activator activity; ribonucleoprotein complex binding; structural constituent of ribosome.
UCUCUCGCGGCCGGGUGUCUGCUCGACAAGGUGCUCGGUCCUUCCUCCGGGAAGCUAAGGCCGCCCCGCCGGCGACUAGCACCAAGCCAGCGCCAUGGCCUCCGUCUCCGAGCUCGCCUGCAUCUACUCCGCCCUCAUCCUGCACGACGACGAGGUCACCGUCACGGAGGACAAGAUCAACGCCCUCAUCAAGGCGGCCGGCGUCAGCGUGGAGCCCUUCUGGCCCGGCCUGUUUGCUAAGGCCCUCGCCAACGUGAACAUCGCCAGUCUCAUCUGCAACGUGGGAGCCGGGGGAGCGGCACCCCCAGCUGGAGCUGCCCCGACUGGAGGAGCUGCCCCUGCCAGUGGUGCCGCCCCUGCCGAGGAGAAAAAAGAGGAAGCAAAGAAGGAAGAAUCCGAGGAGUCGGAUGAUGACAUGGGCUUUGGCCUUUUUGACUAACCAUCUUUUGCUAUGGAUUUAAUAAAAAGCUGAGAUCUUUUAA